Ilex paraguariensis (yerba mate) is the source of this 899-nucleotide messenger RNA. The record is from the annotation of a GenBank genome assembly. NCBI's taxonomy places the organism in Eukaryota, Viridiplantae, Streptophyta, Magnoliopsida, Aquifoliales, Aquifoliaceae.
GUACCUCGGGGGAGAGGACGAUUUUGCCGAUGGUGCUUGAACCCGAGCAACAUUGUUCUAGAAACCCCCCCGAGGACACGUGUCUUCAUCAUAGGCUUUUUCAGAAGAGUCCCAUCAUUUACAAUCCUACUACCCACCAAUUCAUUACGCUUCCUGAUCCUACUGGACGAAGUUUCAAGAACACUCGCGGUGUUCAAUUGGCCUUUGAUCCGUCGAAAUCACCAUGCUACAAAGUUGUUUGUGUUUAUUCAUCUGUGGGAUUGCCUGAACAUUAUGAAAUUGAAGUAUAUUCAUCUGAAACCGGUCUUUGGAGGCGCUCUGGUAAUCCUUUCCGCUCAUCUGUUACAUUUAAGAAAGGGGUUUUCUGGAAUGGUGCUAUUAAUUGGUUCAACUCCUCGGGCGAUUUUUUAUGUUUUAAUGUUGAUGAAGAGUGGCUUCGAACGCUGGCAAUGCCACCGGCUCCCAAUGGUGGUGAGAAGAGGAUGGUUAAAUACUUCGGGGAAUCUUGUGGCCAUUUGCAUCUUAUUGAGAAUUAUGGUCCUCCUACGAUACAUUUCAUUGUCUAUGAAAUGGGAAGAAAUUACUCUGGUUGGUUUGUGAAGUACGUUGUCGAUCUUGACCCAGUUAUGAAAGCAUUUCCAGAGUCCAUGAACAGAGGUGUGGGUUCAUCAGACUUGAAUUAUUACAUGUUUCUUAUACUAACUCUUACACGAAUGGGUAAUGACGAGGAGUCAUUUCUAUUGUUUACUUUACCUGCUAAGGCGAUGCGUUACAAUUUGUCGGACAAAACUUUUGAGAAGGCUUUCGACUUUGAAGAAGGUCGUGUAAGAAGGGAGAUUUUCCCAAUUGUCCCAUGGAAUGAUGCAUUUCCAUACAUUGAGUCCCUCGCUUGUGUGUGA